This is a messenger RNA of Cyprinus carpio (common carp), 712 nucleotides long. Its product is annotated as zinc finger protein 260-like. The record is from RefSeq and is a predicted model, not a curated record. The transcript has 2 exons. The coding region runs from base 245 to 712 and encodes 155 amino acids. NCBI's taxonomy places the organism in Eukaryota, Metazoa, Chordata, Actinopteri, Cypriniformes, Cyprinidae.
UCUGUUCAUUGUUCUCUUCAUCUAAAACAGAGAAAGUCCUGCUGAAGCGACUGAGAUCCUCGUGACCACACUGAUACUGAACUAGUGUGCUGACUACUGAACUAGUGUGCUGACUACUGAACUAGGGAGCUGACAGAGAGAUUUAGUUUGGGUUUAUUUUGCUCUCUGUUCAUCGUUCUCUUCAUCUUAAACAGAGAAAGUCCUGCUGAAGCGACUGAGAUCCUCAUGACACACUGAUAUAAAGAUGGCGUAUAUUAAAGAGGAGAGUGAAGACUUCAGGAUUGAAGAAGUGUUCAGUCUGAAACAAGAAGAGACUGAGGAACAAACAGACCUGCUGGUGCUGAAAGAGGAGAAUCAAGAUCUGAAUGAAAUGGAACAAACAGAUCAGUAUGAGAAACACCAUGAUUUCAUAACUGGUAAAAAAUCCACACAGACUAAAACAUCUAUACGAAAAAGAGCUCAGAAAACUAAAUCUAACAGUUGUUUCACCUGCCAUCACUGUGGAAGGAGUUUCGGUGAAAAACGAAAACUUCAAAUGCACAUGAGAGUUCACACUGGAGAGAGACCAUUUCCCUGCCAACAGUGUGGAAAGAGGUUCACUCAACAAGGAGCCCUUAACAGGCACAUGAGAACUCACACGGGAGAGAAGCCUUACACCUGCCAACAGUGUGGAAAUGGUUUCAAUCAAAAAGGCACCUUAAAAAUCACAUGA